ACCAUUUGCUGUCUGAGCAAACCCAUUCAUUGCUGAUGACCUCUGAUGCAGCUACAAGCCUACCAUUUGCUGUCUGAGCAAACCCAUUCCAUGCUGCCUGCAUGGGAAUUGGAGCAUAUUGAAAAAUGAAGUAUAUCUUCCAAAGAUUUGAGUCAUCUAAAGCACUUCUGUGACUACACUGGUUGUAAUUUGAUAAGGCUUUUUGGAGAUGGUGGUAUCUUCUUAAUGGUUAAAGAAGGGGAAAAGGAAAGGAUGCUAAUAUUUAUUUUGAACCUUAUGCCAGGCCUUUUAAUAUCCAUUAAUUUUUGUAAUGAUUGCGAAGUAGGCUUACCCUCAUUUUACAGAUGGGAAAACCAAGGCUUAAUUUGGUUAAGUCCCAGGUCACUCAGAUAUUAAAUGGUUAAAUAAGAGACCUUCUGAAGUCAAUCUGCUCCCAGACUCAUGCCAUUCUACCUCAUGUGGAGAUGUUUUUAUAUUUGCUUGUUAUCCAAUCCUUAAUUAUCCUGUGACCACCAUUUGCCUUUAUAGGUUCAAUAGAAAUAUUUUAUGCUUUGAGUCCAAAUUAAGAUCUGGACUGCAUGGCUAAUGUGUAAUACUCCCUAAUUAUGUACUUGUUGAUCCUCCAGAGGGCUAGAAUGCUGCAGGGUUGGCCUUUGUCCUAAACCAUUUGUAGCAUGGAGUUACCAGAUGAGAGCCAGUGGGACGAAACCACCUGCGACUUGGCUGUUUGUCAGCAUCCACAAUGCUGGGCAACUAUCCGCCGGAUCGAGAGGGGUCAUCCCCGAAUCCUGGGCUCACCCUGCAGAACUCCCCUGGACGCUGAAGAUAAACUCCCAGCACUUACCAUUGUAAACAUCUCAGAUUCCUGCUUCGGGGCCAAGAGACUUGCUCCUCGUCAUUUUUCAGAAUUUACCUUCACUAAGGCUCCUUCUUUAUUGUCUUGGGGUUCAAAGUUUGACUCCAAAUUUCGAGGCAGGUCUCAGAAGGGUUUACCUGGCAAAAGUUUGAUCAACCAUACUAAUAGAUCUCCAAAACUUUCAGUGUUGAAUUUGAAUGAGACACAACUUCCCUGCUCUAAAGACGUUGGAAAUAUGGUUGUAAUCUGGAUCCCAGAGAAACUUGUGAGUCCAGCUGAGAAGAAGCCUGUUUUUCCCAGCCAGAAUUCAAAGAAGAAAAAGAAAUUGGCAGUGCAAGAUGAGCCAUCUCUGGGUCUCUCUGAGAAGCCGUACGGAGAAACACAGUUGAGAACUCCAGGAGUGGUUGUGCCUUCCCCCUCCCCAGUACACUUAUCUGAGCAAUUAAAUUCAGAAUUCAUACCUUUCUGGACCCAAUUUGGCAUGUUACCUGAGGAUCUGCUGAAGGACCUUUUGUCAGAUGGAGAGAAAACUGUGCCUUGUCCGGAGACGAAGAUACAGUUAGCCAUGAUGAAAAAGAAUCUUCCCCUGGAAAAGAACCGGCCUGAUAGUGCAAUUUCUUCUAAGAUGUUUCUGUCUAUACACCGCCUCACCCUGCAAAGACCAGCAUUGCGAUAUCCUGAACAUUUGAAGAAAUUACGUUAUAACUUGAUGAAAGAAGGUAGAUAUGCUGGUGCUGCCAGAUCUCCAGGUCACAGGAAACAGCAGCAGUGGCGGCAGCAGCAGCAACAACAGAGGAAGGUGAAAACACCUCUUAGAAAACAGGAGGCUAAAAAGAAAGCCAAGAGUGACCCAGGGAGCCAGAAUGCUUCGCAUAAACCUCCAGUUACCAUUGGUUAUGACUCUCUCUAUGGUUACAGAAUUCUGCCAGGUCAGGAAAGGGACACAAAGCAGCAGCAGCAGCAGAUGAAGACAGAAGGAACCACUUUGAAACAGGAUUCCACUAAGAGACUAGAGACGGACUACUCUGAGAACUACAUGGAUCUCUUUUCCAGUAUGAGAAGUCCUGGAUUAUCUGAAACAGAACCCAGUAACAAGGACAUGAGUGCUCCGGUGGAGGCUGUGCUGGAAUCCCAGGCGUCCAGCCAAGAGAAGAUCUCCAAGAACCUUUCAGAAAGUGUGACUAGAAUAAGCUGGAACCCUGAGUUCCAACUACUGAGGAUUCUUCAGGCUACUGAUGAUGAGGAUGAGGAGAACCAGUUCUCUGCGGCACAGAGUGAGGAGUCUUUGGAGGCACAGACUGAAGGCAUCACCUGGGGCAGCCUUAUUCCAGAGCAGGAUGCUUGGCAUCCUGGGGACGACAAUCUUUGACAUAAGAGCAGAAAGGAGAGGAGGCUUCUGCUCUCUGGAGCCUUUCCCAGGGCCCAUGCAUAGGGAUUCUGUUUUCUUUGUUCACUUCUACUUGCCUCUAAAAUAAGUGAGGGAGAAAAAGCCCCAUCCCUUUUAAACUGAGAUUAUUUCUCUUCCAUUAGGGUCAGAAUAAUUUUAGUGAUUAAACAUAACUGCUUCUCAA
Messenger RNA from Galeopterus variegatus (Sunda flying lemur), 2427 nucleotides. Its product is annotated as chromosome unknown open reading frame, human C9orf43. The transcript has 13 exons. The record is from RefSeq and is a predicted model, not a curated record. NCBI's taxonomy places the organism in Eukaryota, Metazoa, Chordata, Mammalia, Dermoptera, Cynocephalidae. Bases 675 to 2225 code for a protein of 516 amino acids.